This is a messenger RNA of Paramuricea clavata, 2227 nucleotides long. The record is from the annotation of a GenBank genome assembly. NCBI's taxonomy places the organism in Eukaryota, Metazoa, Cnidaria, Anthozoa, Malacalcyonacea, Plexauridae.
AUGAACGCAAUGGAGUGUGAAAGCGACUCCUCAAGUGAAGAAAAUACAGAUAAUGAGCUCAAAAAGCAACAGAGUAAACAAGAGGGAAAGAAAAAACGAACGUAUGAACAGAAGUUUUGUAAUGCUUGGCUUUCCAAUGCGAAUUUCAAGGGAUGGAUUCAGGAGACAAAGGGGACAAAUGGCAAUAGUGUACCUUACUGCAAGGUAUGUAAGGUAAAACUUUCCUGUUCCAAAACUGCUCUUACAAGACAUAUGAAAGGUAAAGGACACACAGAGGCAUGUAAGAUGACUGCUGAACUAAGGAGAUCGCAUUUAAAUAUUGGAGAAUUGUUAGGUGCAACAGACAAGUCUGUGGCGAAACUAGAAAUAAAACUAUGUAGCUUUAUUUUUGAACAUAAUCUGCCCAUCCAAUUAAGUGAUGAUCUCUUAGCCCUACUGUCCAGCUUAUUUCCAUCGAAUAAGACAGUUCAAAAAGCAACAUUGGGAAAGCAGAAAGCGACAAAUGUUAUUCGCCAGGUUCUGGGAUUCAAUACCCAAAAGGCCGACUCCAUUAAUGGUCUGAAGUCUCGAAAAUUUUCAUUGAUCAUUGAUGAGAUAACAGAUCGUUCACGUAAGAAUCAGCUGGCAGUAUUGGUGACCUACUUCAAUCCAGAUACAUUUAAAAUGGACUGUGACUUAAUUGACAUUGUCCAGUUAGAUGAUGGAAAAGCUGACACAAUUUUCAAAGCUAUAGUGGAAUGCUUUGAGCAGAAAGGUAUUCCAAUGGAGAAUAUAAUCGGGUUUUGUGCAGACACCUGUAAUGUAAUGUUCGGUAUACAUCACUCUGUUGCACAAAUGCUGGUAGCCAACUAUCCAUGGAUAAUACCUAUCAAGUGUUCCUGCCACAUGAUCCACCUUUGUGCUUCCCAUGCAUCCCUACAGCUUCCAAAGUCUUUAGAAGAUGUGUGUCGAAAUAUAGCUUCAUAUUUUCACUUAUCUCCACUACGAACAAAGAAUUUUCAGGAAUUUCAAGAGUUCUUUGAUAUUGAAAAACAUCAGCUUCUGAAUGCUGGACAAACCAGGUGGUUGUCAAUGAAGAUGUGCGUUGACAGGAUUAUCGAACAAUAUGAAGCCUUGAAGCUAUAUUUCACAGGAGCAGCACUGGAAGAUCCUACACAUACCAAUGAUAACAUUCUGAAGAGUCUCAACAACAAGUUUACCCUGGCAUAUCUUCAGUUUAUGGCCUUUAACCUUGGAAGAUUUGUUUCUUUUAAUACCUUGUUCCAAAGUGGAAUUCCUGUCCUCUACUUGCUGAAAAGUGAAUUAAAAACUCUGCUGACUUCAUUAUUAUCAGAUUUCAUGAACGUACAUAUUAAUAAUAAUGAUGUUUCAAUUACUUAAAAUAUAUUAUUGAAUAGGGAGGGCAAGUCACCAGUCAAUUUUUAUCACUUUAACUGUUAAAUUUUUUAUCAUAUAGGUAUCAUUUAUACGACAAGCUGAUCCAUGGCUUAUUGAUAUUAAUGACCAAGAGCAUUAUGUCCCACUGAACCACGUUUAUGUGGGACCUUGUGCAACAGACACCAUGCAGACCAUUAAAGAUGAUCUUGGUGUGGAUCAUCCUGGUAUCCAGCUAUUUUUUACUCAUUGUAGAAACUUUCAGAUUGAAGCUGUGAAGCAAAUUUUAUCACGAUUCAAUGAUUGUGAUAAGCUUGACUUUUUAUCAUUCCUCACACCUGUUUCUGCUUAUGCACUGUCUCCAGUAUCUUUGUUGCAAGUCUAUAGACAAUUGGCACAGCUUAAGGAUGUUGCAGACUUGCAAGAAGCUGAUAAUGAAUGGCGGCAACAUGCACUGUGCCCCAACUUGAAUGGAGAAAUGAGUUUUCUGGAAUAUUGGACAGUUGUUUUUAAGGAGAAAAAUCAAGUUGGAGAAAUGAUUUAUCCCAAUUUAACGAAACUAGUAGCCACUGUGUUAUCCUUGCCAUUUUCAAAUGCUGCUGUUGAGCGUAUUUUCAGUCAAUUGAAACUUAUCAAGAGUGAUCAUAGGGCAUCACUUAAGCAAGAAAGUUUAUUGGCAUUACUUUCCACCAAGUAUUCCUUCCUGAAGAAAGGAAAACGACAGGCUGUUAUGAUGGAUCCUUCAAGUGAAAUGCUUGACCUACAUAAGCGAAUGAAAUCCAGUGCAAAAGAUGAAGAUGCAGGGAAACUAAGAGCUGAGUUUUUGAAGGAACUGAAAAAUGUUAAAACUUAA